Molecule: messenger RNA, 1365 nt
Organism: Chilo suppressalis (striped riceborer)
Lineage: Eukaryota; Metazoa; Arthropoda; Insecta; Lepidoptera; Crambidae
Source: the annotation of a GenBank genome assembly
GUAGAUUAUUAUAGGUACAUGUAGUGUAGUGGAAAGAUUGGAAUAUUUUUAAGGAACAAACUGCAUUGAACAAGCUGAAAAUAAUCAUGAACAAAGAUUCUCCUAAAAUAGCUGUCAUAGGGGCUGGGAUCGUCGGUCUAACGACAGCAAAAUUAAUACAAGAAGAAUUAAAGAAAGCGAGUGUAACACUAAUCGCUGAAAAAUUUCACCAAGAAACCACGAGUUGCGUGGCUGCCGGUAUCUUCAGGCCAGGAACAAGUUUCAGGGGAGCCACACCGGAGAUAACGAAGAAAUGGGUCAACGACUCGUGGCAUUACUGGCAAGAAAUCCUGAAAAGCUCAGAUGCUGUCGAUGCGGGCGUUAUGGGUUUCGACAGUUACAUAUUUUCCAAAGACAAUUAUUCCGUCACUCGAAAUCAUCUAAUCGAGGAUCUCGUUCCUACUUACAGAUCAGUGGACGAAGAUGAGUUGAAACUAGUUGGAGGUAAUUGGAAGUACGGUUCCUACUUCUCAACGCUGAAAACGGGAUGCGAAAAACAUUUACCUUGGCUAGAGCAAAUCUUCAAGAGCAGAGGGGGCGUGAUUGUAAACGAUAAAGUCGACAGUUUCACAUCACUAUCAAAGUACGAUUUAGUUUUAAAUUGCACUGGUUUUGGCGCGAAAUACUUGUGCAACGAUUACAAUUUGGUGCCGAUGCGCGGACAGGUGGUAAAAGUUCGCGCGCCUUGGUUAAAAUUUGCGUUUUACGGUGAUUAUGACACCUACAUAAUUCCUGGCUUGGAUGGGGUGGCAACUCUUGGCGGUGUGAGGCAGUACGACAGUUACAAUUUGGCGGUUUGUAAGCACGACACCGCCGCCAUUUUGGAACGUUGUUACGAAAUGUUGCCGGGGUUGAAAAAGGCUGAGAUUGUGGAGCAGAGGGUGGGUUUGCGGCCCCACAGGAUGCCUGUGCGCGUGGAGCCCGAGAUGGUGGGUGGUUUGAAGGUGGUGCAUUGUUAUGGACACGGAGGAUAUGGAGUCAUGUGCGCACCAGGCACUGCUAUGAAUGCAGUUGAGUUGGCUGUGAAUCUUCUUAAGGGAAACAGUCGGGCGCAUUAUUAAUCUUUUUAUUCAAGUAUGUGAUAAUUGCUUGAUAAGUCUUAACCUAAACCUUGGUCUAAACAUUCAGGUGCACAGCAUUUAAUUGCGACAUGCAAUAGUAGUAGGGAAUUACCUUACAUUAUAUUCAGUAGUAAGUAACACAUUUUAAUAGGUAAUAACUAGCUGACCCAGCGAACUUCGUACCGCCAUAAAAAUUGGGGCUGGUAUUAGAAGGGUGAAAAUUUAAGGUUGUUUGUAUUUUUAAUGCCACAUUAUAAAAAAAUAA